AUGCCGCCAUUCAAAUAACCCAAAAAGCAAGUCACUUCAAUUGAGAAACCUGUAGUUGAAGAACAGAGACCUUCCACUGCCUAUUAGGUUGUAUAUUCAAGAGACAUCCGAAAGAAGAAGAAGUAAAUGUUUGAUGGAGUUUUGGUAAUUGAGAAUUAAAGAAUGAAAUUAUUUGAUAUGGAAUCUAAAUAAUUGUUUGCAGGCAGUGAUCAAAUUUAUGACAAUAUUUCACAAUAUUAUAUGGGAUAAUUCUAUGUUGAACUCAUGAAUCAAAUACCUAUCGAUGAAUUCAAAUCUGGCAAAAUUUUCAUGGCUUAACCAGAACCAGAAUAGAAGGUUAUAGUUAAACCCAAGAAACCCUUCAAAUCUAAGUAAUAGCCAGAUGUUGAGCCUAAAUUUACUAUUUUGGAAGGUUUUGAUGUUGAUUAAUUUCUCUAUAAAUAAUUGAGAGCACAUCAAAUUGAGGGUGUUAGAUUCAUGUUGGAGUGUGUAACAGGCAAAAAAGGGAAAUCCAUAAGAGGAUGCAUUUUAGCAGAUAGUAUGGGGUUGGGAAAAACAUUGUAAGCAAUUACAUUAAUGUGGAUUUUGAUAUAAUCACAUGAGAUAUCCAAAAUAGUUAUCACUUGUCCAGUUUCAUUGAUUGGUAAUUGGGAGAAGGAGAUAAAAAAAUGGCUGGGUCCAAUGAGAUUGCAACCAUUAUCUGCCAUUGGCACUAAAGAUGAAGUAAAUAAGUAAGUCAAAUAUUUUUUAUAUUCUCCAUAUAAUCUAUUAUUGACUUCAUAUGAAACCUUCAGAAAUAUUUGUAAUGAAAUUGAUAAGGUUAUUGAUUUACUAAUUUGUGAUGAAGGGCAUCGAUUGAAAAAUAGUAAUAUUAAAACAGUUCAAGCCAUGAAUUAAUUGAAGUGUAAAAGAAGAAUAGUCCUAAGCGGAACUCCAAUCUAAAACAACAUGAAGGAGUUUUAUGCAUGUUGUGAUUUCGUCAACCCCGGAAUAUUCUCGUCUUAUAAGACUUUUAAGUUGGUCUUCUAAGAUCCAAUAGAAAUGUCUAUGGAAAAGGGAUCAAGUGCUGAAACCGUUGAAUUGGGCAAAUUAAGAUCUUAAGAAUUAAGUUCAUUAACAAGUUAAUUUAUUUUGAGAAGGAAACCUGAAAUUUUGAGCAAAUUUUUACCUAGCAAGUUUGAAUAUUUGAUAUUUUGCACAAUGACUCCAUAAUAAUAAGUGUUAUAUAAGAGAAGUUUGCAAUUGUGUCCAAAUUCUGUUAUGAUGUAAUUAAAUUUAUUGAGAAAAGUCACUACCCAUCCUAAACUUAUUGAAGAUGAUGAAAGUCAAGCUGCAGAAAAAUUGGUAGUUCAAGAUUAUUAAUCUGUUAAGUUCAAUUGUUUAAAAAUACUAGUUGAUCAAUGUAAAGAACAAAAUGAAAAAGUAGUAAUCAAUAGUUAUUAUCGAUAAACUUUGGAUUAGAUUGAACACAAUCUCAUUUAAUGGAAUUUGAAAUUCUUGCGAUUAGAUGGAAAAGUAGUGUAAAAACAAAGACUUACUUUGGUUGACGAAUUUAAUAAGGAUAAAGAUAUUACUGUAUUUUUAUUGAAUGGAAAAUCAGGAGGCACUGGAUUAAAUUUAGUGGGAGCAAAUAAAAUGAUAUGUGUUGAAGUUGAUUGGAAUCCUGCAAAUGAUUCUUAAGUUAUGGGUAGAAUCUGGAGAGAUGGUUAAUAAAAAUAAGUUCAUAUUUAUCGAUUAAUAACAUGUGGAACCUAUGAAGAAAAAAUUAUGCAAAGACAAUUAACUAAAGAAAAUUUAUCCUAAAACAUCGUUGACGAAAAAUCAUUAUAAAACUAAUUUACUACUGAAGAACUCAAAGAUUUACUGACAUAUAAGGAUAGCCAAAAAUGUUAUAUUUUUGAUCAAUCAGACAAAUUAGAAGCAGAACAUGAUUAUCCUACUGAUUUAAAUAAAUUUGUUGUAUUAGUUAAAAUUCAUAAAACCUAAUCUUGUAUUCCAAAUGAAUUUGAUAAUUAAAACACAUUUUUAGAGAAAGUGAUUGAGGAUCCCUAAAAUAUCUAAUAUCUAGAUAAUGAUGAAAAUCCAGAAUCUGAAGGUGAUAAUUCAUAGUAAGAAUAAUAAGAAUAAGAAUAAUAAUAAGAGCCUCAAGAAUAAGAAGUAUUCAAAGAUAUAACCAAUCAAUUUCAAAAUGUUAAUUUGCAGGAACAACAAGAGAAAAAUGACUAAUAAUAGGCAGAUUUUCCUUUAGCUAAUAUAAAUAUUUGUGAUUUAUCUUUUUUAGAUUGA
Messenger RNA from Paramecium tetraurelia, 2286 nucleotides. RefSeq lists its product as uncharacterized. The record is from RefSeq and is a predicted model, not a curated record. NCBI's taxonomy places the organism in Eukaryota, Ciliophora, Oligohymenophorea, Peniculida, Parameciidae. Gene Ontology annotation, molecular function: DNA translocase activity; ATP binding; ATP-dependent chromatin remodeler activity. Gene Ontology annotation, biological process: double-strand break repair via homologous recombination; reciprocal meiotic recombination. Gene Ontology annotation, cellular component: nucleus. The transcript has 3 exons.